Hymenoscyphus albidus is the source of this 1341-nucleotide messenger RNA. The record is from the annotation of a GenBank genome assembly. Lineage: Eukaryota; Fungi; Ascomycota; Leotiomycetes; Helotiales; Helotiaceae.
AUGUCUGUUGAAGAAGGAAACAAAAAUAAAGAGAUAGGGCUUAAGAAGUUCCUUCUCGAUCCAAAAGCCGGCGUCAACUCAGUUCGAACUUAUCUUGCUGAAAACUCAAACAAUACGCACCAUUCAAACGGACCUGCUUCUGGCCAGAAUUUGAAUCAGUCCCAGUACUCCAACGACAGUGCUCACCUGGGUCCAAAUACCAAUUCAUCCUUUGUACCAGCCAAUCAACAGUUUCCUUCGAGACCGUCAUCAUCUGCUUCUUUUCACCCAGUUCUAAGCCAACAGCAACAACAACCAAACAGCUUGGGCCAACAACCCAUUCAGCAGCAAGCUCAACAGCAGAAUCAACACAUAAAUCAGCAGCAAAAUCAAAACCAGCAACAACACAACACUCCAUACUCACUCACUGCGAAUAUCUUAGAUUUUCUUGGACACCCUGAAACCAAUCAGUCCACGCCACCUUCAACCAACCAGAAUAUUUCAAACGUCCAACAAGAAGCACCUUACCUAGCGACCGUCAUGUAUCCUGCCGAGGCACAAGUAGCUCACCAUUUCGCCGGUGCAACUCUAGGCUCGCAGCUGGAAUUGAACCGAAACAUGUACAAUAGCAGCCCAGGGCUUGCCCCGCCACCAGCAGAUUCGACUAUCGGAGUAGCCAGUGCUCCAAGACUCUACCACCGUAUGAUUUUGGAAUUCGAAACCUUGAAGUCAAUCUUCUACGCUGCCCGUGUUCGUAAGUAAAACCCUUAUUCACAAAGUUUGGACGUAACUAACACGUCUAAAGAACCAUUCCACAAUAAUUUGAUCCCAGUGGUGACAAAGCUCAAGGCACUUGCCAGAGAAAUCUGGAACCUUAGAUAUACACGGGCCAAUGAGUUCGACUAUGCGGAAGCUGCUCACCAACCAAUAAUUAUUUUCUGGAAGGAGCAAUUUGAGCAAUGGUCUGAUACUUUGGAAGAUAUGCACAACCCCAUCUUGAUGCAAAGACUGGCAUUGGUUGACCAAGAGAACAAUUAUCCAGCAAUGGCUGGUCUUGCAAUUGCUGGGCUUCAAGCUCCUGGUUCGCUUCCGCCAGUGGCUCAGCAGGCCCCUCUCGCUCCUGGUUUAUCUGCUCAAGUCCCUGCAGCAAGUCCUGCUGCCCCAGCACCAUCACCGACCCCUGCUGCCACUCCCAUGAAAAAGACUGUGGCGAAAAAGGUCGCUACGGCAACACCUUCCGCUGAUGGAGAGGCGGCCCCGGUGGUGAAAAAGAAGGUAGUGAAGAAGGCUGCUGCCGUCGAUGGCGAAGAUCCCCCUGUAGUUAAGAAGAAGGUUGUGAAGAAGAAGGUGGCAGCUGAGUAA